GAAGUGUACUUCGCCAAUAAGGGUCUCCACUCCCGGCACUCGCCGGUCACUCAGGGCUGUGCAACUUAAGUGGAUCUGAGCCUUUGAGUUUCUGGAGACCCGCAGAAUCAGCUGGAACUCCUAGACCGGCUUGUUCCGGUAGCAGGUUAAACAGGUUGACCUUGGCUGCUCCUCUUUGCACUCUGCAACCCCUUGUCGAAGCAGAUGAUGUCGUGGGCUGCUGUCAGUCUGACAAGGACAGCUGCCCGAUGCUUUCGUGAGCGAUGCCUCGGGUUCCGCUUGGGUCCUUGGUGCGCCUCCCAGCAGGAAACCCCCGGCUGCGGUCCAGCACCACACAGGACGCUACGUGUCAGCGCGGCGGUCUCCGCGGGACACAAUAAAUGGUCUAAAGUCCGGCACAUCAAGGGCCCCAAGGACAUGGAAAGGAGUCGAAUCUUCUCUAAACUCGCUCUCAGUAUCCGCCUGGCUGUUAAAGAGGGAGGCCCCAACCCUGAGAACAACAGCCACCUGGCCAACAUCUUAGAGGUGUGUCGAAGCAAGCAUAUGCCCAAGUCAACUAUUGAGUCAGCACUGAAAACAGAGAAAAACAAGGGCGUUCAUUUGCUGUAUGAGUGUCGAGGUCCUGGUGGCUCUUCUCUGCUGAUUGAGGCAUUAUCAAACAGUGGUCCCAAGUGCCAUUUGGACAUUAAAUAUAUCCUGAACAAGAAUGGGGGAGUGAUGGCCGAGGGAGCGCGCCAUUUCUUUGACAAGAAAGGAGUGGUUGUGGUCGGAGUGGAAGACAGAGAGAAGAAAGCUGUGAACCUGGAGCGCGCCCUUGAGCUGGCAAUCGAAGCAGGAGCUGAGGAUGUGAAGGAAGCUGAGGACGAAGAAGAAAAGAACCUUUUUAAAUUUAUUUGUGAUGCCUCUUCAUUGCAUGAAGUGAGAAAGAAACUGGACUCCCUGGGCCUGUGUUCUGUGUCCUGUUCCCUGGAAUUCAUCCCCAACUUAAAGGUGCAGCUGGCUGAGCCUGACCUGGAGCAGGCUGUUCACCUCAUCCAGGCUCUCAGCAACUAUGAGGAUGUGAUUCAUGUUUAUGACAAUAUUGAAUAACCAGACUAUGCAUGUCUCCAGGCUCUUUGCUAGGUUGCAUGAGCCUAUGCAGAAAAUUGGAGGCUGCAACACGUGGGCACCUAUCAGAGACCUGGUGCUAUAACUUACAGGCCUCAGAGAAAGGAACUCUUAGCUCUGUUGGUGUCACAGGGCAUCUGGGAUACAAGGUGAGACUAGCCUGCUAGUCUGACUCUCAUCUCAGGUGACUGGCCCUUGUCAAGAUUUUAAGUGUCUUGUGGUACUAUAGAGUGGGAAGUGAUCAUCAGUAAUAACAGCUGUGAUUGGUUUUUCUUGGAUGCUGCAUUGCUGGUAUGACUCUUGAGUUGUCCCCAGUUUGUGUCCAGGUUUUCAAUUUCUGGACUAAUGUUCAGGCCCAUGUGCUUAUUUCUAUACUUUAAUAUUAAGAUUGUCCUUUUCUUUUCUUUUCUUUUCUUUGCUUUGCUUUGCUUUGCUUUGCUUUUUGCAAUAGAAAUGUAACUGUUCUGUGUGGUUGAAUGCUGACCUAAUGACCUAAACUUUUUACUCGCUCAUGCAGCUAAUAUUUCUUGAACAUUGUUCUUUACAAGAAUUGUGCUCUUCCAGAGAUCAGGCUGUUCAAGUGAUGCUUAGAUCUUACUCUGAGAUGUAGGACCUCAAAGGAAAGACACUCCACAGGCUGUACCCAUGGAGCUGUCCCAGCGUAGUGUGGAUUAUGUUCAUCUUUUUUUCUUCAUGUAGUUUCUGUUCCCUUUUCUGGCUGAUUAUGGCUUUAGUGCCAUAGGAAGUCAGGUGUCAGGGAAGGGGCCUCCUCAGGACCUACUUUGACCAACCCCUGUGUGCUCUGAUAUUGAUAACAAUGGAGCUAUCAGCAGAUGGGGUUGUUCUCCUGAAAGGCUUGUAACUAACCUCGAUUUGAAAGCUUGAGGACCUCAGAAGGCCAUUUUUAGCUCUUUGCAGUGGUGCCAGAUGAUAGGAGCAGCAAUAACCAGAGGGAAACGGACAAAAGGAAGAGCGAUGGCUGAGCCAGAGCCUGGCCCUUUGUACCUUUGGCUCUGAGCAGUCACUUCAGGGUUUCGAAGGUCUAGCAGUGUCGACUGCUGUGCUGCGGUAUAUUAAGCAUAGUGAGUCUGGAAUGGCUUUUGAAUCCAGGCCAUCUACCAACUUAAAAGUUGUUCAAGUCAGUUCUGAGCUCAAGUGACUUUUUCUGAAGGAGCCUUAGGUAAAGGACUGUGGAAAGGACCUAAUGCUGUGAAAGACACUUUAGCUUCUGGGAAAGGACAACUGGAAAGCCAGGGAGGGAAAAACAAAGCAAAAACAGAACAGCCCAAGAUCAUCCAAAGUGCAUGCCCUUAUGCCUCAUAUCAAAGACAUAGUGCUAACCAGGAUUUUUUUUUCAGAUUUCUUUUCUUUUUUCUUUUUAAUUAAAAAUUUCCACCUCCUCCCAUGUCACUCCCUCUCACCCCACUCCCCCUCCCCCUCCCUCUCCAGUCCAAAGAGCAGUCAGGGUUCCCUGCCCUGUGGGAAGUCCAAGGUCCUCCCCCCUCCAUCCAGGUCUAGGAAGGUGAGCAUCCAAACAGACUAGGCUCCCACAAAGCCAGUACAUGCAGUAGGAUCAAAACCCAGUGCCAUUGUCCUUGGCUUCUCAGUCAGCCCUCAUUGUCUGCCAUGUUCAGAGAGUCCGGUUUGAUCACAUGCUCCAUCAAUCCCAAUUCAGCUGGCCUUGGAGAGCUCCCAUUAGAUCAGCCCCACCGUCUCAGUGAGUGGGCACAUCCCUUGUGGUCCUGACUUACUUGCUCAUGUUCUCCCUCCUUCUGCUCCUCAUUUGGACCUUGGGAGUUCAGUCCAGUUCUCCAAUGUGGGUCUCUGUGUCUAUCUCCAUCCAUCGCCAGAUGAAGGUUCUAUGGUGAUAUGCAAGAUAUUCAUCAGUGUGGCUAUAGGAUAGGGCCAUUUCAGGUGCCCUCUCAUCAGCUGCCCAAGGAACAAGCUGGGGACAUCUCCUUGGACACCUGGGAACCCCUCUAGAGUCAAGUCUCUUGCCAACCCUAAAAUGGCUCCCUUAAUUAAGAUAUAUACUUCCCUGCUCCCAUAUCCACCCUUCCUCCAUCCCAACCGUUGAAUUCCCCCAAGCUCUCCUCAUCCUCCCCUUCUCACUUCUCUUUCCCCAUCUCCCGUUACCCCCACCCCACCCCCACCCCCUAGCUCCCAAUUUUUGCCUCUAACCAGGAUUUUUUAGUUUUGCUGGGGACAAAUCACCUAAGUAUCUGAAUUAGGACAUCACCAGAAUGGGAUAACUUGAUGUUGAUAAACUGCUUUAUAAUUGAUAAAAUAUGUUAUUUGAUUUUACAACAAACCAAUAAAAUAGAACAAGGGCUGAGGGGAGUGGCUUAGUAAAUAAAGUGUUUGCCACGUAAAUGUGAGGACCGGAGUUCAAAUCCCCAGAAGUCAUGUGAAGCCUACAUAGAGCAGUGUGUGUGUUAUUCCACUGUUCCUAUGGGAAAGUGGGGGCUAAGACAGGAGAAUCCCCUGAAGCUCGUGAGCCAGCAAAGAAGAGACCCUCAAACAGGGUGGAAGCUGAACACUGACACCCUCUCCACACACGAACCAUGGCACAUGUGCCCAAACAUACACACAAGCAUACUGGCAUGUCAUAUACACCCAUGUGCACACAUACAUGCACAAAAAAGAUUUGAAUAAAAAAGUUACUUUAUGUAUAAGUUAUCUCACACCUAGGGCUGAAGAGAUGGCUCUCAUUUUUUUUUCUGAACUAGGGCACUCAUAUAUGCAUGGCAUACACUCACAUAGACACACACACAUAAAUAAUAAAAAAUGAAAAUAAAUAUCAUGAAAAAACAAAGCCCUCAAGUUAUCUUGUACCAAAUGAGGAAGAACGGGUCUAAUAUGGCAUCUUAUGUUGAUAGUGCUUGCGUAUAAAAUAGCCCUGGUUUAGAAAUGUUGAAUAUAAACUAAGCUGAAGGAAUGUGACCAUUUCUCAGCUGAAACCUGAAUGAGGGGCGCUGUUCUUAAAGGGACCCGUAGGAACGGGCCUCAGCCAGUCUAGAAGCAUUUGUUUGUUAAUCUGGAUUGUUGUGGAACCAGUUUUCUUACCCCAGCCGCAGCUGCCUGCUGUUCUGUCUGGUGAGGCGCCUGUGAGGGUGGCUCUGCACUGACCCCUGGUGGUGCCCUUUGCGCUCCUGCAGUUCACAAGGAAAAGCAGAAACGAACAGACUUGGGCCUUUCCUGCUGUUUCUGGAUCUAGUUGAGACCAUGAAAUACAAAUAAAGAUAGUCAUAGCCGUACACUGUAGCUAAGCACAAGAAGUCAACAGGAUUGGAGGACACAUAGUAAAGACAUUUAAGAAGAGAAAGAUUUAUGAUAAAUAGUCUGAUUUUCAUCCGUAUAAAAGUAAAUUUUGUAACAAGGGCAUCUGUGUUUCAAGCAAGAAAGCUUAGAGUUUUCCUUGGUAUAUUGUCUUUGAAAUUUCACAUGGUUAUCAUGAAGGGGGUUGCCAGGAAUCUCAGAGUAAUAAUAAAAGUUUGGGCGUGGGCAGGCAAAAGUAUGGCUCUUGAUAUUGCAUGGAAAAGCCCCAACAGUCACUAUAAAAAAGUUGUCUUUCUGAAAAUACUCUAUAUCAGCUGGCUAUGGUGACCCACACCUGAAACCCCAGCCCUUGGAAGGCAGAGGUGGGAGGAUUGCUGAGGGUUUAAGGCUACUUGGUCUACAUAUGGAGUUCCAGGCUAGCUGAGCUACAUAGUGAGACUUUGCCUCAACAAAACCAACCAACAAACAAAAGAAUAUUUUAUAUCAUAAAACGUUUAAAAUAUAAUAUUAUAUAAAGAUUCAAAGUUACAUCUAUGUUGGGCUAGGGAGUAGCUCAGUGGUAGAACAUGUGCUUAGCAUGUGUGAGGUCUCUGAGUUCAGUCUCUGGCACUAAAAAAGGAAGCAUAAGUACUAGAUAUAGUGCAACUGAAAUUUUGAAAUAUUUAAUAAUACUAUGUCAGAGUUCUGCCUGCCUCUGCCUCCCAAAACGCUGGGAUUAAAGGCAUAAGCCACCACCACCCGGCACCUCCCUAGUGAGUUCAAGGCCAGCCUUCUCUAAAGGUCAACACUAGGGAGACUAUUCAGAAGGAUUUAGAGUUUGAGGUUAGAAAACAAAACCAAAAGCCAAAAACUAAAACCGUGCUCAGAUUAUAGCCCAACUAGGAGACAGACAACAUCUGGAAGUCUGAGCAUAAGGGUUUUUGUUUUUAUUUUUUUAAACAAAACCAGGGUCUCAUUGUAAAGCCCUAGUUAUGCAGAACAUAUGGGACUUGAACUUCCUGCCUCUGGCUCUGUGUGCUGAUUACAGAUGUGAGCCACCACACCUGGCUCUGUAGUACCUUUAUGUCUGAAAAUCGGGGCUGGGAUGACUUACAUCAUCUUAUCUUUGAUCACUAUCUUAGUAAUACAAAGUUAUU
Messenger RNA from Chionomys nivalis (European snow vole), 5522 nucleotides. Its product is annotated as translational activator of cytochrome c oxidase 1. The record is from RefSeq and is a predicted model, not a curated record. NCBI's taxonomy places the organism in Eukaryota, Metazoa, Chordata, Mammalia, Rodentia, Cricetidae. Gene Ontology annotation, cellular component: mitochondrion. The transcript has 5 exons. The coding region runs from base 205 to 1089 and encodes 294 amino acids.